Dichomitus squalens LYAD-421 SS1 is the source of this 1881-nucleotide messenger RNA. RefSeq lists its product as uncharacterized. The record is from RefSeq and is a predicted model, not a curated record. The transcript is spliced from 4 exons. Gene Ontology annotation, molecular function: protein binding. NCBI's taxonomy places the organism in Eukaryota, Fungi, Basidiomycota, Agaricomycetes, Polyporales, Polyporaceae. Bases 223 to 981 code for a protein of 252 amino acids.
GCAGAGCUACUCAGGUUGCCAUCCUUCGCUCCUGCAGAAUGCCGUGCGACUAAGGAUCAUACGUACAAUGCCCUUGUUCACCGUCCCUUGGUGUGAUGUAGCCUCCUCCAGAAACAAAGAGACCUUCCCAAUCGCCACUACACAGCCAGAUUGCAAGAAAGGAUCCUGGCGGUAUUUAAGAAACAGUACACAAGUAGCGUUGGGGCUCAUUGACUGCCCCGAAUGGAUUUUCCUCCGCUCGCCGAUCCUACCUCUGCGGAUGACAACAACCAGCAUUAUCACUCCCUCUUUUCCGCCUGGAUCUGGGUGGAGGAGCCGGAGCGCCUCAUGUACUUGCCUCACCCAAGUCUUCCUAUCGUCUCUUCCAUCGACACGCUUCCUCCAGAGUUGCUCUCACGGGUCUUCCAGGAAGUGCAGGAGGAAGAGCAAGAGGAAGAUGAGUGGGGUGAAGCAGAUCUUCGAUUAACAACCCAGUGGCUCGCAGUCACACGGGUCUGCUCUUACUGGCGCGACGUCGCGUACGCAACUCCUCUUCUGUGGCGCACCGUCGACAUCGACCGUUCGCUGGAGUGGCUGCAACGAUGCCUCAUUCUAUCCGGAACGGUACCGCUGCGUUUGCGUCUCCACAACCCUAGUAGGAUGGCCGCAGCGUCUCGUCUACUGAUAGAACAUGCAGGUCGGAUUCAGAGGCUCCGCGUGUCUGGUCGGGAAACCAUCGAAAGUCUCAACAAGCUGGAGCCCCUGUUUUCGAUCACUUUGCCAAUCCUGGAGGAGCUACAUUUGAAUGUUGACGUAGAGAAUGCGUCGUCCUCUAUGUCUAGCUUUGAUCUCGUCCUCCCACAUCUCCUUGACGUCGACCCCGGUCGUCUUCCGGCCAUUCGCACCCUCAAGGUUGUGGGCGUGGGUCUUCCUUGGACGUUCCCACUUCCUCGACACCUUCACACCCUGGAAUGGACGCCUUGGAGGCAUGCCCCUCUCUAGAGCACAUCGUCCUUUACAAGGCCAUGCCCUACGGGUUCGAGUGGGACAACCAGCAUGUGCGCUCAGACCGCCUCAUCUCGUGGCCGAACCUCCGCAGUCUCGUCAUCGCUGGCGCAGGGCGGGAAGCGGAAGAGGAAGAGGACGACGAAGUAGACGAGAUACGCCCCGUCCUGGAACACAUUCGAGUGCCGGAGUCUUGCGACUUCUUCCUGGAGAUCGUCAAUGCAAAGGCGAGCCCUUACGGGGACUGCCUCCCCAACGACCCGUCGUGCAUCCGGCAUCUAGAGAAGGCGAUCGAAGCGACCUGGGGGGAUCCGUCGUGCUUCGAGUGCCGAUGUCCUGCGUCUACGACGUCAGAUCAGAGGGGCGUCAGCCUCACAGAGCCUGAGCUGAAGGGUCGGCUUAGGGUCGACAUCGACCCGGUGGGCAUGUGGUGUUGGUUGGACAAGGAGACGACGGACCAGGAGGACCGCGCGCUUGCGGAGUUCCGCCACUACCUGGGCCGGGCGCCCUUGAGAACACUCACGCUGGCCUGCGGUCCGAGCCUGCGGGGAUUCCUGGAGGUGCUCCGCGCGUUCCCGGCCCUGACGGAGCUGGCGCUCGACUGCAAGCGGUCGGGGAGGGUGCCGCAGCGAGACGCCAUCUGCGAGUUCCUGUCCGCACUGGCCGGGGGGGAGAUGGCGUCCGAGGCGUGGAGCUCUGCUGCGGUGCCAAAAUUGCGGUCCGGGAAGGGAGGGGUGCCUAUGACGAACCUGCGGGUCCUGCGGCUGGACUACGUCCUCUGGUAUGAUGAGAUGGCGGACGAUAUCGAGCGGUGCUUGUGGUCUCGCGUUGUGGGCGGUGCGGAGAACUUAGACGAUGUGCGCAUCCAUUUUAAUGGCGUCGUUAAAGAUGAAGAGG